GAUUGGACGAAAUCACCAUUUCAAACCAAGACGGAGCUCGCUGAUUGGUUAUAACGCUGGACCGUGGCGCGCUAUCGCUGAAGUGGGCAUCAUUGUGUUUUCCCUCCGUUUCAAGCGAAAAGAGAAGAAGCUCGUCUGACGAUAUGGCAGGAGGAAAGGCUGGAAAGGACAGCGGAAAAGCCAAGGCGAAAGCAAUCUCCAGAUCACAAAGAGCUGGUCUGCAAUUCCCCGUAGGUCGUAUCCACAGGCACCUGAAGACCCGAACUACCAGCCAUGGUCGUGUUGGAGCCACAGCGGCCGUGUACAGCGCAGCUAUCUUGGAGUACCUGACUGCUGAGGUGUUGGAGUUGGCUGGAAAUGCCUCCAAGGAUCUGAAGGUGAAGCGUAUCACUCCAAGGCAUUUACAGCUGGCUAUUCGUGGUGAUGAGGAGUUGGACUCGCUUAUCAAAGCUACCAUUGCUGGCGGAGGUGUGAUUCCACACAUCCACAAGUCCCUGAUAGGAAAGAAGGGCCAGCAGAAAACUGUUUAAGAUGGAUUGAUGUUCGACUCUGUCUUUGUAUAGCAACAGCAAUCAGCGUUGAGAAAGCAGUUGUUUUUGUUGUUUCCUCAUUUGUUUGGUUAUGUUUGGUAAGUGUAGUUUAACAUAACAGAGGUUAGAGUUUGACGUACUGUAUCCAUGAUUAUAAUGGGGGGGGGGGG
This is a messenger RNA of Rhinichthys klamathensis goyatoka, 700 nucleotides long. RefSeq names its product histone H2A.V. The transcript has 5 exons. Gene Ontology annotation, molecular function: DNA binding; protein heterodimerization activity; structural constituent of chromatin. Gene Ontology annotation, cellular component: nucleosome. The coding region runs from base 144 to 530 and encodes 128 amino acids. The record is from RefSeq and is a predicted model, not a curated record. Lineage: Eukaryota; Metazoa; Chordata; Actinopteri; Cypriniformes; Leuciscidae.